CAGCAGAACGAACGGAAGCCUCUGGGGGCUACACAUUGUUCUAUUUGCCAGAUCGCUUUCAGACAUGGAGCACAGGAACCUCCAAUCUCUGGAAAUGCGGGAAGGUCAGGACCUUGCUGCCAGUAGGGUGACAUCAGCAGGGCCCUUGCCCUUUCCAGUACCUAGAAUUCAAAAGAAAAUGAAGUGUAUAUCAGCCUGCGCUUCAGUAAACGCUGUCAUGCUCAUAUUGGCACUGGCUGGACUUGCUUUUACCAUAAACAGCUUGCACAACCUGCACCAAGAAGUAACCCAAAUGAACCAGAUCAACAGCAGUCCGCAGAACACACCACAGAAGCUUACUGGAACUGCAAAGAAGAGCGAGGCAGAGGGUGACAUUAAAAGGGCCGCUCAUCUUACAGGGAAGGCAACGGCUGGUCAUUCCAAUAGAUUGAUGUGGGAGAUUCAGAUGGGCAAUGCUUUUAUACAAGGGCUUGCAUACAGGAAUGGAACACUGAUCAUCAAUAAAACUGGAAAAUACUACAUUUAUUCAAAAAUCUACUUCCGAGGAAUAAAAUGCCCUCAGAUGCCAUUGCACCAAACCAUUCUUAAACACGAUGCCACUUACCAGCUCGACCAGACUCUGAUGAGAGUGCAAGAGAUGAACUUCUGCAGUGGCCAUGGAUUUUGGGGGAAGACCACAUUUCAGGCUGGAAUAUUUCACCUGAGAGAAGGAGUUGAGUUGUUUGUUCAAGUCUCGGAUCCAACAAUGGUCAGUGCUGAUGAGCUUAUGACCUUCUUUGGAAUCUACAAGAUUUAGAUCAUGAUUUCAAGGUGCAUAUGACCUUGACAUGUAGUGAAGGCCUAGCAGUCAUUGCGACAGCAAGGAAGUUGAAAAGUUUCACAAUGCUUUGACCACAAGAUCAUUAUUUCCUUUGCAAACUACAAAAAUCAUUGCAAGCUAUGUAUUAUUUAGAAAACAGGAGAAAUGCUUUUGUAAUCCAUUUAUCGAAAUAUAAACCUCAGUGUGUUUCUCUUAUUUUCAAUAUUCACUUCUGCCUUUAAGCUGAAUUAAAAUUUAAACGUGUGUAGCCAUUAAGCGCCUCAUACUUCCUGGCUGUAUCUGGACAAUGUGUUCAGUUGUUUCUUUUUUUUUACCAGCAGUCAGCUAAAGAAAUGGUCAUCAAAUUUAAAGCCAGUACCACAGGUGUUCAUAUCAUUAGUACACAAAUCUAAUAAGUUUUCAUUAAUUUCAGUUUUGAUAUUUUAAUCCUCAGCAGAUUUGGGAAGAAUGAAUCGAAUCCCAGACUUUCACCAUCUUUUGUUCGAGGAACCCUGAAUAUUCCCAGCUCUAAUAUUUGUCCUUUAAGUGUUUCCCACAUGAGAAUUGUUCUCUCACUCCAUCCAGUAUUUAACAUUGCAAUGGAGGUUGUGUAUUUGAACCUUCCCUAACUGAGGGCAGUCAGGCCUCUUAAUUAUCUCCAAGUGAAGAUAGAAGCACCUGUUGCCUUGGCAAUGGAGUUUGCUUUAAAAUCCCUUCUCCUUACAGCCAUUCAUAGCUUCCCAUACAGAACAGAAGCAGACCCCACUUUUGCAUCAGCAUCAUGCACUGAAUCAGUGCUUUGCAUUAUUAAACAGUCUGAGUAUCAAAUGUGUUUGCCAAACUGAAGUUGUGAAAUGUUCUUGAUCGUUGCUCUUUGGUUGAGUUAAGACAUUAAAGGUGUAACUUCUAUUGUUUUAAUUUUGCUUUUAUUGCACAGUUCACAAGUUAUAUUUAGUAUCAAAUUCAUAAUACCUGCAAGUAUUCCUGUAAAAAAGCAAAA
Messenger RNA from Mobula hypostoma (lesser devil ray), 1799 nucleotides. Its product is annotated as tumor necrosis factor ligand superfamily member 6-like. The transcript has 4 exons. The record is from RefSeq and is a predicted model, not a curated record. The coding region runs from base 65 to 796 and encodes 243 amino acids. Gene Ontology annotation, biological process: positive regulation of canonical NF-kappaB signal transduction; immune response; apoptotic process. NCBI's taxonomy places the organism in Eukaryota, Metazoa, Chordata, Chondrichthyes, Myliobatiformes, Myliobatidae. Gene Ontology annotation, molecular function: tumor necrosis factor receptor binding. Gene Ontology annotation, cellular component: membrane.